Molecule: messenger RNA, 1491 nt
Organism: Vollenhovia emeryi
Lineage: Eukaryota; Metazoa; Arthropoda; Insecta; Hymenoptera; Formicidae
Gene: Dnz1
Product: palmitoyltransferase ZDHHC3
Exons: 4
Coding region: 375-1208 (277 amino acids)
Biological process (GO): peptidyl-L-cysteine S-palmitoylation; protein targeting to membrane
Cellular component (GO): Golgi apparatus; endoplasmic reticulum
Molecular function (GO): protein-cysteine S-palmitoyltransferase activity
Source: RefSeq, a predicted model, not a curated record
GCGUCCCUAUAGAAUCAGUUGAAUUCCCAGCCGAGUGUCACAGUCCUGUCGCCGCGCCGCUGUCAGCGGUACCGUUUGACAGAUUGUCCUCCACUUUCAGUCCGCCUGUCAAUUUCACUUCCCUCUAAACAGCCAAGGCUGCCGUGCCUCGCUUUCUGUCGGGCUCUCGUCGGGCGUCGUCGACGCGACGGUCCUGCAUCGACGGAUUAUGCGUUAGCCUGUCGAUCGACGCCGCGACGGAUACCUGGCUGGCCGAAUCAACCCCGAAAGAUUGAAUAAUGCGGCCGUCCCGUAUGCAGAUGACAUGACAUUUGCGCGCACAGUAAUGAGGAACUGCGAUAUUAAUCGCCGCGUGCCGUCAGCGAGAGCGAAAGAUGUUCGUCCGAGAUCCCUGUGGCAUUGUAUGCAUUAUCGUCACCUACGUGGCAGUGUUCUACGCUGACUACGUUGUGGUACGAUGGAUCGUGUUGCACACUAUGCAAGACAGCCUAUGGUGCCCCUUCCAUAUAAUAGCGUUUAACACUGUUGUACUUCUUCUAAUGAUGGCACAUUUGAAAGCCGUCUGCAGUGAUCCUGGUAUAGUACCCUUGCCGCAAAGUAGAAUGGACUUUUCCGACAUUCACGUCUCUGGGGGAAGCGAUGACCACGAGAGCGACGAGAAGGACGAUUGGACGGUGUGCACUAGGUGCGAAACGUACAGGCCGCCUAGAGCGCACCAUUGCAGAAUUUGUAAACGUUGUAUCAGAAGAAUGGAUCAUCACUGUCCAUGGAUCAACAACUGCGUCGGCGAGAGGAAUCAAAAGUACUUCAUACAAUUUCUGGUGUACGUUGGUGCGUUAGCCAUCUAUGCUAUUAUUUUAGUCAUUACAUCCUGGAUCUACGACUGCCCACAGUGCAAUAACGAUAUUGCGGUCAAACAAAAUCGCAUUUUACACUGUGUGAUAUUAGUUUUGGAGUCAGCACUGUUUGGUAUGUUCGUCAUAGCGAUUCUAGUUGAUCAGUUCCAAGCGAUUCUAGGCGACGAGACCGCCGUGGAGCGCGUACAAGGUGUACAACAGCGUUACCACAAUAAGAAUACGCCACGAAUGUUUACGCUUCUGUCUCAAGUAUGUGGAAAGAGCCAUCCGAUAUUUUGGCUGCUCCCUUGUCACAAUCCACCGCGUUACUCUUUCAGAAAGGACGCGUAUUUAAUCGAUCACGAGGUUUGAGAUCGUAUACAAAGCGAGUGUGUUUUAUGUCUGCACAUAAAUGGUAUUUCUUCUUUUUUUACAUUAUUUUUUUACAUAACAGUAUAUUAGAAUAAUUAAUUCCUUGGAUUAGUACCAUAAUAGGUCUUUGUACGAAUUAUUGACAUAAUAUAGAUUUGAGACUUGUAGCUAUAACGUUUCUACAGCGUGGAAAUAAUAUAUGAACAGUCGUUCUUAAUUAUAUACAUACAUAUAUCAAGAUGAUUAAUACAUAUAUAUUAUUAUAAAUAAAAUUUUAUUAUUA